AUGUCUGUGCUGUCUGACAAUCCUUCUGCCUCAUUGCAAGAAAUCCACAGUGCUGAAACAAUUACUGGUUCAAGGCCACCAUCUCAACAUACAGCAUCAACAUCUAAAAGUCUCUCUUCCAGCCCUGCAGUGGAAACCCACCUCAUACUGUCAGAAAGCUCUGAGGAGGAUGAAGAAAACCCAAUGAAAAACCCAUUUACAAUCCCAUCAGAUGCUGAUAUUCUUGUGCUAAAGGACAAGGAAAUCAAAAAGGCAAAGGCAAAACAUGAAAGGAUGAAGACCUUGAAAGUCCAUGAGAAAACUACUUACUCCACUAAAAUAAAAGAAAAAAGUGGGUUGAGGAAAGCUCUGAAGAAGGAGGAAGAAGAGGAGAGCAGAAAACAGGCAACAAGUGAAGAGAGAUUGAAAGCUCUUCAGGACAUUCUCUCACGGAAGUUAGCCAUGCAAAAAGAUUAUGCAUUAGAAAGGGAGACCUUCCAUGGCUACAUAAAUGACAGAAGAGAGAUCUUUUUUAUUGAGUAUGCCAUGGCAGUGAAGCGAGAUGAGAUUAAAAAGAUGGAGGACAUAGUAAAGAAUGAAGAAAAAAAACUGGAAAAGGCUGAGAAGAGGAUGGAGAAGGAUGCUGCCAUGUUUGAGGAGUUCCUGCAGGAGAACCAAAAUAACUCCGUCCAAGCCCUGAAAAUGGCCAAAGAAGAAACCUCAGCAAAGAGAAAGAAAAUAAUGGAGCUCCAGGCAAUCACUUCCCAAAUAAAGAAGGUCCAAGGUGAUAUAUCCAGAAUUGAGGAUACUCUGCAGGAGUACAAGAUGUACAGGGACAUCCUCUAUCAGCUGUCUCCAAAAGAGUGGCAGAAGGAACAUGGAAAAAAGCACACAAAGGAUAAGGACUCGAAAACAGAAUCCAGAACUAAUGAAGGAAGUGCCUCAUCUGCCCCUGGGGCAGAGCAGGACCAGGGUCUGACAGCCAGAACUGCCCACACCACCAGUUUUACAGAUAUGCCACGUUCCCUGCUGCAUUCAGAAAGUUUGGAUUUCAGGUCACGUGACAGCAGGCCACAGCUCAAACACUUCCUGAAGCCUCUUUUAACAAGAGAACUAAGUUCAUUGGAGGAUGCAGAAAAUGAAAACAGCUCGGAUGAAGAUGAGGAGCCCGAGUUGUAUUUUACUCAUCCUGAACAACUGCUGAUUACUUUCAUGAAGAUGCAGGAUGAGAACAUAUCCUUCAUCAAGAAUUCCCACGAUAUUGAGGAAAGAUGGAACAAGAUCCAACACACUUUCAUCACCACACACGAGAGCAUGGAGAAGGAGUUAGCAGAGCUGAAACAGCAGGUGAGCACCCUCCAGUCCUCUGUCACCAAGGAAGAAGAGAGAGUAGCAGAUCUGAAGCACAGAGUUCACCUCUUUUCCUCUGGAGAACAUGAAACUGAUGGCCAGGACAAAAUGCUUGCAAGCCUGAACAAGAAGGUGCUGGAAGUCUAUUCCCACUGCACUGGAGACAAUGAGACAAACCUGAAGACAAUAGAGAUGCUAAAAGUAAUAGAAAAACAGCUCAAUGAUUUACUGGACAGCCUGGAGAGAAUUCCACAAUCAAAGAUAGAAAAGGCUCAGAAAGCCAUACAAAAGGAAAAGAGGGCAAGGCUGAGAGAGGAAAAGCUGAAACAGAAGCAGCAGCAGGAGGAAGGAUUGAAAAGGGACAUGGAAAGAUUGCAGGCAACUGUAGAAAAAAAGAACAGCGGGAAGCUGGCGUUUCAUUCCAACCCACCUGCCAGGAAGGAGAAGAAGACUAUCCCAGAACAAAUAGAUAAGGAGAAGGAAGAACAAAUGUAUUAUUUCUCUUGA
Myiozetetes cayanensis is the source of this 1836-nucleotide messenger RNA. It is a transcript of the gene CFAP100, whose product is annotated as cilia and flagella associated protein 100. Lineage: Eukaryota; Metazoa; Chordata; Aves; Passeriformes; Tyrannidae. Bases 1 to 1836 code for a protein of 611 amino acids. The transcript has 15 exons. The record is from RefSeq and is a predicted model, not a curated record.